Messenger RNA from Engraulis encrasicolus (European anchovy), 1507 nucleotides. Its product is annotated as acidic mammalian chitinase-like. Gene Ontology annotation, biological process: carbohydrate metabolic process; chitin catabolic process. The record is from RefSeq and is a predicted model, not a curated record. Gene Ontology annotation, molecular function: chitinase activity; chitin binding. The transcript has 11 exons. Bases 27 to 1196 code for a protein of 389 amino acids. Lineage: Eukaryota; Metazoa; Chordata; Actinopteri; Clupeiformes; Engraulidae. Gene Ontology annotation, cellular component: extracellular region.
GGCACUAACUUCAGUACAGGAGCACCAUGGGCAAGCUUCUCAUCUGCGCUGGGUUGGCUCUCCUGCUGCAUGUGCAGCUAGGAUCCUCCUACAUCCUCUCCUGUUACUUCACCAACUGGGCCCAGUACCGGCCCGGUGCCGGUCGUUAUACGGUGUCCAAUAUCGACCCGUGUCUGUGUGACCACCUGAUCUACGCCUUCGCUACCCUUAGCAACAACCAGAUCGCCACCGUCGAGUGGAAUGAUGUGCAGCUCUAUGGACAAUUGCAGGCACUCAAGAGCCAGAACCCCAACCUCAAGACCCUGCUGGCUCUCGGUGGAUGGAACAUGGGAGUCACCAAGUUCUACAUAAUGGUGUCCACAUCUGCUAAUCGUCAGGUCUUCAUCUCCUCGGCCAUCAGCUUCCUGCGAAGUCACGGCUUCGACGGCCUCGACAUCGACUGGGAAUUCCCCGGAUUCAGAGGCAGCCCCGCCGUCGACAAACAGCAGUUCGCCACACUGUGUAAUGAGCUGUUCAGUGCCUUCUCCUCUGAGUCUCAGCGUACGGGUCGUCCUCGUCUGCUGCUGACCGCUGCUGUCUCCGCCGGACAGAAGACCAUUGACAGCGCUUACUCCAUCCCUGACCUCGCCAAUUCGUUGGACUAUUUCCACGUGAUGACGUACGACUUCAGCGGCUCCUGGAUGAGUGUGACGGGAGAGAACAGCCCUCUCUAUCAGGGCAACGGACGAUAUGGUCACAACACCGCCUUUGCUAUGGACUACUGGAAGAGUCAGGGUGCCCCUGCUGAGAAGCUGCUGGUUGGCUUUGAGACCGCUGGCCGCACCUUCCACUUGGCUGGCCUGGACAACACCGGCAUUGGAGCGCCCUCUACUGGCCCGGGGCCCGCAGGACAGUUCACCGGGGAGAAAGGGAUGCUGUCUUACUAUGAGAUCUGCUCCCUGCUAAACCAGGGUGCCACCGCAGUUUGGGACAAUGGCCAGAGUGUUCCCUACGCCUACAACACCCAGCUGACAUGGGUGGGAUACGACAACCCUCACAGCGUGGAGCUUAAGGUCCAAUGGCUGAAGCAGCAGCAGUUUGGUGGUGGGAUGGUGUGGACCAUCGACAUGGACGAUUUCAGCGGCACCUUCUGCGGCCAGGGCCAAUACCCCCUCAUCAGCACCAUCAAGAACAACCUCGGCAGUGGUACCUGCUAAAGAGUCUACAGGAGGUUUCAGAGCUACUGCACUUGACAGGCCUGCAGCUCCUUCAUCUGUUCCUGUUGCCACGACACACACACACACACACACACACACACACACACACACACACACACACACACACACACACACACACACACACACACACACACACACACACACACACACACACACACACACACACACCUGACAGGUCUGCAGCUCCUUCAUCUGUUCCUGUUCUUCGACACACAUGUGUAGAGCAGCAAUAACGGAUACUAACAUUGUAAACCACAAUCGAACAAUAAAAGCAUCAAUGAAAUUAAAAA